This is a messenger RNA of Quercus robur (English oak), 882 nucleotides long. RefSeq lists its product as uncharacterized. The transcript has 2 exons. Lineage: Eukaryota; Viridiplantae; Streptophyta; Magnoliopsida; Fagales; Fagaceae. Bases 1 to 882 code for a protein of 293 amino acids. The record is from RefSeq and is a predicted model, not a curated record.
AUGGGGAAAGAUCUUAACUUCACUCAUAGAAUUGCCCAUAAAGCGUGUCUAGAUUUGAUGAACCAGUCUCAACACAUAGAGAGGGUAGUGAGCAAUUUCACUUCAGAACAAAUUGCAAAUAAUCGAGUACAAUUGAAGGCUUCAAUUGAUGUUGUUCAACAUCUUGCCUUGCAAGCUAUUGUUUUUAGAGGUCGAGAUGAAAGCUCUACUUCAACCAAUCGGGGAAACUUUCUUACAACAUUGGAUUUGAUGGUGGGCUAUAAUAAUAAUAUAGUUGAAAUAAUGGCAAAAGCUCCAAAAAAUGCCACCUACACAUCACCUCAGAUUCAAAAAGAAAUUCAACAUGUUAUUUCAACCAAAGUGAAGAAGGCAAUUAGGGAAGAAAUUGGUGAUGCAAAGUUUUGCAUAUUAGUUGAUGAAGCUUGUGAUGAGUCCAUGAAAGAGCAAUUGGCUAUGGUUUUAAGAUAUGUUGAUACAAAUGGCUUUGUGCGAGAACGAUUUUAUGGGAUUGUUCAUGUUGUUGACACUACAGCAGUAGCCCUUAAAAAGGAGAUAUAUUAUUUGUUCUCUAAUUAUUGCUUAGAUAUCCAAAACAUUCGGGGAGAUGAGAAAUGGGAUGACUUACUAGCUACUGUGAUAUCAUUUUGUAAGGAACGUGGUUUAGAUGUCCCUGAUGUGAAUGCUCGUUAUGUUGCAAGAUUUGGUCGAUCUCGUCAUCAACAAGAGGACUUCAGAAAUGAGCAUUAUUAUAAAGUAGAUAUUUUUAAUGCAGGAAUAGAUUUUCAAUUACAAGAACUAAAUCAUCGGUUUAGUGAGCAUGCCAUAGAGUUACUUACGCUUAGCUCAGCACUAAACCCUCGAGAGGCAUAUGAAUCUUUUUGA